This is a messenger RNA of Chenopodium quinoa (quinoa), 585 nucleotides long. RefSeq lists its product as uncharacterized. NCBI's taxonomy places the organism in Eukaryota, Viridiplantae, Streptophyta, Magnoliopsida, Caryophyllales, Amaranthaceae. The transcript has 3 exons. The coding region runs from base 90 to 386 and encodes 98 amino acids. The record is from RefSeq and is a predicted model, not a curated record.
AUAUUUAAUAAUAAUGUACAUAAACUUAAGUAGAAAUGUUCAUUUCUAAUUAUUAUGUGUAAAUACUAUUAACUUAGUGUAUCUCCAAAAUGAUGAUUUAUAAUACAGCUGGAGAAAAGGAUGUGGGUAAAACUUCAGCAGCUUCAGAACAAAGAAUUGAAGAAUUUUCUAGAACUGACGCAGCAACUGGUUCAAAACUUGAUGCUGACACUAGGUCAGAUAAUGAAGGAUUGCCUAGAACAGGAUCUGGUUCAGUGGUUGAUGCUGACCCUAGGUCAGAUGGUGGUGAAAAAAUUGAUGAUCCAAAAAACACAGUUGGAGGUGGAAAACAAAACAAGGAAGAUGUUUUUGAAAAAACAAAAAAUGAUGAAAAAGUGGAGGGGUAAAAUCCUGAAGACAUGUCUUACUAUUAGGGUUAUGUAAUGGUGUAGGAUAAAAUAUCUAGAUGGAACAAUUUAACUUAUGUUACUAUCGUGUUGUAACUUGAAACUGGUGUUUCUCAAACUAUUGUAUGUGUGAACAUUAUUUUGUUGAAUAUGUAAUAUGAAUGUGUGGUUUAUGUUAAAUCAAUAGGUUUAUGUUAAA